AUGAAGCUAAUCUGUCGUACUUUGUGUUUGCUGUUCUUGUUUCUGAUCAUUGUUUGUUUGUCUUUAACGGCUGCGGCGAGUGCUCCAAGUCAUGCACUUGAACCUCUGAAAAACACUGAUGAACAGCCUCCAGAGACGGCGACUUCGCAUGAACGUAACAAAACGUGUCCAGCUGAACAGACUGAUUGUGAGACUCCACAGGUAGAUUCUAAUAAAGCAGCCUUGCACUCAGAAGAUGCUACAGUAGAUGAAGACACUGUAGGUGAUGGUCACUUGAAAGAGGGUAAAGUUCUUCAACAAGUAAAACAGAACCUUGAAGGUGAUACUUCAGCACUAACCAGUGGCCUCGAGAGUGCUGUUGCUACUUCUCGACCCCAUUCUCCUGAAGAAGAAGUUAAAUCAAGUCUUCCUGAAUCUCACAAAGCUCCUUCGUCGGGUGCUAAGGCUCCUCCUGAGGGAAACAAAGACAGUUUACAAACACACAAUUCCCACGAACAAAGUGAUUCUCAUGUUAACGAAGAAGAAGGGGAAAGA
Molecule: messenger RNA, 534 nt
Organism: Trypanosoma theileri
Lineage: Eukaryota; Euglenozoa; Kinetoplastea; Trypanosomatida; Trypanosomatidae
Exons: 1
Source: RefSeq, a predicted model, not a curated record